Messenger RNA from Gossypium raimondii (Peruvian cotton), 1186 nucleotides. Its product is annotated as bZIP transcription factor 11. Lineage: Eukaryota; Viridiplantae; Streptophyta; Magnoliopsida; Malvales; Malvaceae. The record is from RefSeq and is a predicted model, not a curated record. Gene Ontology annotation, molecular function: transcription cis-regulatory region binding; DNA-binding transcription factor activity. The transcript has a single exon. Bases 442 to 927 code for a protein of 161 amino acids. Gene Ontology annotation, cellular component: nucleus. Gene Ontology annotation, biological process: positive regulation of DNA-templated transcription.
UCGUCUCCACCCCACACCACACCCCCAAUCAUCUCUCUCAUCACCAAAUAGAUUCCAUUACCACUCUAUUUCACUUCUUCAAAAUUUCAUUUCAUUUUUCUUCUAUAAAUUCUCUUCUCAUUUCUCUCAUAAACCUCUUCCCCUUUCAUUCAAAAAUCACUCUCUUCUCUUCCUCUGUGUUAUUUGAAGUCUUAUGUGUUAUGAAAAUUUUCAUGUUUGAGACUCAUGUCUCCGGUUGUUAGUGAAAUCCUCCGUUCUGGGUUUAUGAUAAAUUCUUCACUUAGACGAAGGACUCAUCUUGUUCAAUCUUUCUCUGUUGUUUUUCUUUACUGGUUUUAUGUUUUCUCAUAAAUAAAUUGUCCUAUUUUACCAUAUAUACAUAUAUAUAUAUAUUAAGUAGUUAUUUAGCUUACAAUUUAGUCUCUUUUUUUUUCUUUUUUAAUGGCUUCUUCUAGUGGAAACUCCAUGUCCAAUUCAGGAUCCGAAGAGGAUUUGCACAAUCAAAGGAAACGGAAAAGGAUGGAAUCCAACCGAGAAUCAGCGAGGCGGUCUAGGAUGAGGAAACAAAAGCACUUGGACGAGUUAAUGGCACAAGUGACUCAGUUGGUUAAAGAUAAUAAUCAAAUCUUAACCACCAUCAACUUCACCACUCAACACUACAUCAACAUGGAAGCUGAGAACUCGGUUUUGAGAGCUCAGAUGAUGGAACUGAGUCAAAGACUGGAGUCACUCAAUGAAAUCCUCAAUUAUCUUAAUAGUGGUACCAAUAGCAACAACAGCAACGAUGGGUUUGAAACGAGUGAGGGAUUUGAAACAACAAGUGAUGAAAGCUUCACCACCAUUAUCAGCAACCACAACAACAAUCCUUUUGUUAUUAUGAACCAACCCAUUAUGGCAUCAAGUGAUAUGAUGAUGUUUCAAUACUAAAUUUUAUUGAAAAAUAUUGGGUGAAAAUGUAUAUUUGCAAUGAUUUGUUGGUGUUGAGAUGUUGUUUUUAUUGUCUUCUGUUUUGUGUUGGUGGUGUUCAUUGAAAUUUGUAGUAAAAAUGUUUUGGUGGUGCCAAGCAAAUGAGAUGAUGAUGUACAAGACGACUGUAAGUGAAUUUGACAUCUAGUAAUUAAAAAUGUCAAAUUAUAAUUUUAGUCUAUUUAUUAUAUUGAAAUUAAGAAUUUAAUUUUUCUGACAA